AAGCGCCCAAAAAGUGGCCGGAUCAAAAGCCCAAAAGAAGAGAAGCACCGCGAAAGCCGCGUCUGGACCAUGCCGGAGAUGGAGUGCGACCCCUCUUCGGCCUUCUUCGGGUUUAUGGGCGUCACCUCCGCCCUGGUCUUCGCGAACCUGGGGGCGGCCUAUGGCACGGCGAAAUCCGGGGUUGGGAUCGCCUCUAUGGGAGUCAUGCGCCCGGACAUGAUCAUGAAGUCCAUCAUUCCCGUGGUCAUGGCAGGUGUCUUGGGCAUCUAUGGGCUCAUCACGGCGGUGAUUAUCAACGGCAAGAUGGACGCCGCCAACUACUCAGCCUACUCGGGCUACGCCCACCUAGGCGCCGGCCUCACGGUGGGCAUGAGCUCCCUGGCCGCGGGGCUGGCCAUUGGCAUCGUGGGGGAUGCCGGGGUCAGGGCCAACGCGCAGCAGCCCCGGCUCUUCGUGGGCAUGAUCUUGAUCCUCAUCUUCGCAGAGGCCCUGGGCCUCUACGGGCUGAUCGUGGGUCUGGUGGUGGCCUCGACCGCAGAGGGCAAGGGCAAGGGCCUCUGCAAGCCCUACGCGUGAUCGGGACCCCGUUGAACCCGUUGCAAGGCCGGACAACUUUCAGCUCGGAGUUUUGAGUUUUGCAAAAAGGUAUGUGCCGCACCCCAUGCAGUUGUUGAGUGGCCGGCUUGAGCUUGUUUGUUUGAGUUGGUGUCAGUUGAUGUUUGCG
Molecule: messenger RNA, 724 nt
Organism: Effrenium voratum
Lineage: Eukaryota; Dinophyceae; Suessiales; Symbiodiniaceae
Source: the annotation of a GenBank genome assembly